Tuber melanosporum (Perigord truffle) is the source of this 1485-nucleotide messenger RNA. RefSeq lists its product as uncharacterized. The transcript has 4 exons. The coding region runs from base 1 to 1485 and encodes 494 amino acids. The record is from RefSeq and is a predicted model, not a curated record. Lineage: Eukaryota; Fungi; Ascomycota; Pezizomycetes; Pezizales; Tuberaceae.
AUGUGUAGCAUCAAAUAUCUCCUUUGGGUUAUCGUGCUUUUUAAACAAGCUUUCGCUGUGUCUUGGGACGCGGAUGCGGAGUCCGCUUGCAUAAUCAACCGGGGCUCACCGACCUAUCCAAACCCCUCCGUACUUAAUGGAUAUACCUAUCAAUUAUUGACGAACCAGUUGACCCGCCCGAGAAACAUUGUCUUUGACACAAAUGGGAAUGUUCUUGUUUCUGGCGAUUCGGAUGGGAUCUUUGUUUUGAAAACUAGUGAGGCUGCGGACGGAUGUGUUAUCUAUGACGGGAAAACUCUUCUCGAAAAUUCAUCUGGACUAAAGUUGAAUCAUGGAUUAGCUCUUUCUAAAGAUGGGAGAACGCUGUUCGCAAGUUCCCCCGACGUUGUCUAUUCAUGGAAAUACGAUCCUGUAAAAGCGACUAUCGACAACUCUUCAAGAAGGAAAAUUGUCACCGGAAUGGACUCUGGCGGCCAUAUCACCCGCACACUCCUUACCAGCAAUUUACAUUCGGACGUCCUCCUAGUCUCCAGAGGUUCUGACGGAAAUCUGGACAUGGAAGCCAAGGACCUUUCCAAGGGAAAGUGCAUGAUCAAGGCGUUCAGUGUCUCAAAAACCAAAGAGCAAGACUUCACGACGCAGGGCAAUCUGCUCGGAUGGGGCCUUCGCAAUUCCGUGGGGUUGGGGGAGGACAGUUACGGAGGCAUCUGGGCUGUGGAGAAUUCUGCUGACGACCUGAUGCGGGAGGGAAUUGACAUUCACCAGAACAACCCGGCCGAGGAAUUGAAUUUUCUCGGAGACCUCGGCGAGACGGCUUUCAGUGAAGAUUUUACUGCGCCGAAUUAUGGGUAUCCUUACUGCUUUGCCGCCUGGUAUCCAAAGGACAUCAAAGCCGCGACUUAUGAUAUCAAAGUUGGCGACCAAUUCGCUUUGGUCAUGAACAAUACCUUCACAGAUUUGACGUGUCGCGACAUGUUUCAGGCUCCCCGUCUGGGUUUCCAGGCACACAUGGCGCCUCUGGAUAUCAAAUUUCACCCCCAAACCGGGCACGCCUGGAUCUCGUUCCAUGGGAGUUGGGAUAGAGAAACGCCGAUCGGGUACAUGGUCUCGGUGGUGGAGUUUAAAGGGGGGGAGCCAAAGGAGCCCAGGAACUCGAACAACUCUAUAACAAACAUCCUGUGGAAUAGUAAUAUCACCGGCUGCCCACAAAAGUGCUUUAGGCCAGUGGGUAUCGCCUUUGAUAGAAUGGGACGGACCUGGGUAACUUCCGAUUCAACCGGCGAGAUAUUUAUCAUCACCCCACCUCACUCGUCCUCGUCCGAUUUGCCUCCGGCCAACCGCACAUGGGACAUAAGCUCUAACGUCAGUAAGAAGCGCUCGGCGGCUGUUUCCUUCGCCCAUAGUGAUGUCUCUCUCACCCGGAUCACUGUCAGAGUAGCGAUCACUUGUAUUCUAUUGUUGGGAGUAUGGGGCGCACUGUUUUAG